Molecule: messenger RNA, 6030 nt
Organism: Magallana angulata
Lineage: Eukaryota; Metazoa; Mollusca; Bivalvia; Ostreida; Ostreidae
Product: gamma-butyrobetaine dioxygenase-like
Exons: 15
Coding region: 3132-4517 (461 amino acids)
Biological process (GO): carnitine biosynthetic process
Cellular component (GO): mitochondrion
Molecular function (GO): oxidoreductase activity
Source: RefSeq, a predicted model, not a curated record
AGGUUUUACUUGUCCUUACUUCACUUAACUUGCAUGGAUGAUGCAACUAUACUCUGUCCCGAGUUUUUGCUUCCACCACUUUUUGCUUGAUAUUUCAAUAAUAGUAAAUACCUUUGUGCUCAAACUACGCUCAUCCACUAAUAUAAAAAUGUCCAGAUUAUCUGUUUUGAAACGCCCCCUCUACCGCUUCAGGUUUCAAUACACAUCCCAAAAUUGAAAGUCUACGGAGAUUUUGCACAAGCAUCAGCCAUUUAUAAGCCCGGAUGAUAAUGUUAAAAAAUUGCGCGAUGUAUUCCGAGUGUAUUCUGAAUGGAGAAAAGAUGUAACAUUUCCCAUUACAAAUCUCUGUAAGAAAAUUGUUUUCGUUCCUGUGAAAUUUUAUGAGUGAAAAGGGAUAAUUGUUCAAUGAAGAUAUCUUGGAUAUAUUCCCUUUCAUCGAUUUCAAUUGUAUUUCUUUCACAGGUAUGUGUAUUUUUUAUUAAAAAUCAUCAAAAAUUGAUGAAAGCAAUAACUUGGGACAGACUAUAGAUAUACUUAUGAACUUAACAGACUUAAAUGCUGAAUCUAGGCGAUUAAAUUCAGAUGCUGGAAGACAUUAAGGUUUUAGGAGCAAUUUAACAUUUUUGGAGCCAAUGCUCUUUGAUGGCCAUAUCUAAGUUAUAAUUAGUUUUAUCCUAUCCAAACUUGGAUAAAUGGCGCUUUAAUACUGAUGCACUUGAUGGGUUUGGAUGCUGAAUUUGAGCCGUAGGUUUUGUAUGCUAGAGGAGCUUAAGGUUUUGGGAGCAGGUUAAGGUUCUUGGAGCAGAUGCCCUUUGAUUUCCAUAUCCAAGUUUUUAACAAUUCUAUCUUUACCAAACUUGGAUGGAAGAUGCAUCUUGUGAUCCAAAUGCACUUGACCGGCUUGGAAUCUAAGCCAUAGGUUUUUGAUGCUGAAGGAGUUUGAGGUAUUAGGAGCAGGUUAAGGUAUUUGGAGCAGUCAUUCUCUGAUGUCCAUAUCUAAGUUCUUAUUGGUUCUAUCUUAACAAAAUUUGCAUGGAUGAUGCAUCUUGUGAUACUGAUACUCUUGCUGGGCUAGGAUGCUGAAUCUGAGUCAUAGGUUUUGGAUGCUGGAGGAGUUUAAGAUUUUGGAGCAGGUAAAGGUUUUUGGAGUAGGUGCCCUUUGAUGUCCAUAUAUAGGUUUUUAUUGGUUCUAUCUUAACAAAGCUUGGAUUGAUGAUGCAUCUUGUGAUACUGAAAUACUUGACGGGCUUGGAUGCUGAAUCUGAGCCAUCGGUUUUAAGGAGCAGGUCACAUGUGUAGGUAAUUAAUGGUCCAUACUUACGUAAGUGACACUACCCCUUGCUUCCUUCAAAGGGUAGCUAGGUAAUUUGUAACUGAUCUAUUAAUUUCCACUACUUGUGAAAAUUACGGUAUAUAUAUUAAACCACUCCUUACUUAAAAUAUUCUGUAAUUAAAAAAAACAUAAUAUGCUCAAAAGUUUUUUAACGUGAAAAUCCCCACUUAAUAACCACACAGCUAAGUUCUGUAUUGUUUAAAUUAAAGUAAUGUAGCAUGAAAUACAAAUGAAAUCAUGUAAGACUAUCCUUCCAUGUAAUAAAUAUAAUCUUCCGGCUACUACAGUUUUAGAACCAAAAUGACCAGAACAAAAAAUUCUGGAUUUUUAAAAACUUUCAAUCUCUCAAACUCUUGAUCUCUCAAAGUUUAAUCAUGGUCCCCUGAAGUUCGAGUUAUCGAGAUUCACCUGUAUAAUUAUAUAAACAUAUUAAUCGAUUCCAAAGACACAUCAUGUUCAUUUCAAGAUGGCAUUUAGAGAUUAACCAUCCACUUUCCCUUUGAACUGCUAACAGCAGAGUACACCAAGAAAAUAUCAAUAAUUUCUAAUUAUCUGUAGUUGGUGAUUUUUAAAACAUAGAUUGACACCCCUAUGUUGUGUAUAAUCUUGCAGCUUGUGUCAAAAUGUGCAUUGAAUGGUGGGUUAGAUAAGUGCCCCUGCUUGUCAUUCUGAAAACAGUUGCAGUUUUCCCCCCAAAACUAUACAUUCUUGUCCUUGUCAAAAUACAUUAAAUGACUAAUUGAAUAAGUAUACCUGCAGGGAUACAACACUCAACGAAACCUGCAAGUAUACAAUGCUUAAUGAAAAUUGUUCUGAUAUUAACCCAUUUACCAUAUAAUCUUCUUGCUGCUCAUGUCAGGAUGCACUGAGUAUACUGUAGAAUCAUUAGAAUUCGUGGUGGCUUAAUUUUCGUGGUAUUCGUGGGUAUCCCUCACCUAUGAAUUUAAAUCCUCAAGGAAAACAAUUUUAGAUAGAGUUAUCUUUGUUACUGAAACAGUAACCGACGCAUCCACGAAAUUACAUCCCCACAAAUGAGCAAAAAAGUCACACUCCACGAAAAUUGGCCGCCACGAAUUUAAGUGAUUCCACAGUAAUAAAAUGUCAGGCAAGUGUCCCAAGGUUGCAGUACACUCAGGUGACAAAUAAGGCGCAUGGGCCUUCUGUUUAUGGUGAUCUGGUGCAAUAUUUGAAUUAUGUAAAAUGUGAAUUAAAUGUUUUUAAAUGAUUUUAUUGAAAGAAGCACAGGAAGAAAAUUGACCCUAUGUUUUAGUUAUUUUUUAAUAAAUAUUUAUCUAUAAAUCAAAAUUCUAAUCCUUUAUUCUAAAUUCUAAUCAGUUACUCUGAAAAAAAAAAUGAGAAAAGCCUAAUAGCUAGGUUAAUCAAAAGUAUGUCAUUCACACUGGCAGAUUUCUGUGACCCUGUUAAAUCAUAACAUAUAAACUGGUACAAAUACAUGUACCUGUACACCUAAAAUGUUAACAUCUAAACAUUUUUCUAGGUACACAUUUUUGGAAUAGGUUUUAGAUGAAAAUUCAAAAUGUUUGACCAUUCAAAGGAAUUAAGAGGAGUCCAUUCAAGUAUAAAUAAUGAACACUUUUAUCUUGCACUUGUCCAAGUUUGUUUAUUGAAGACAGGUUAAAAGUGCGUAAAUGUGUGGACUUUGAACAAGUGGUACCUGAAAAUGGAUUGUUUCAAGGUUAUAACAAUCCACACCGCAGACAGCUUGUUGUCUAGUUAUUAUCCGGUUGACUGAACACAUUGCAUCUGUCUACUUUGGAAAUAGCACGUACAGAGUAAAAUGGGUGUUAGAGUAAGACAUUCCAUAAGAAGACUGUGGCCAUUUAGUCAAGGGGCCGUAACUCUGUCAAGACAUGAAUCUGUACAACAAGCACCAAGAAGAUGGAAGUCUGUGAUAGAAUCUGUACAAAGGCAGAAAGAAAUGAUACAAACCAAUGGAAGUGCUAAUUAUUGGAGAGGAUAUUGUACACAAUCAACUUCCUGUGUAACGAAUAGGAAAUUGAAAGUUGUUACAAGUGAAGAUGCCCGCCAGGUGACAAUUGUUUGGAAAGAUGGCGUAGAGUCCAUAUUUCACAGCAUUUGGAUGAGAAACAACUGUCAUUGUUCUGAAUGCAAGCAGGAUCAUUCGGGUCAAAAGUUAAUCAAUGUUGGCAAGAUCAAAUUCAACACAACUGUGAGGAAAGCCUCAGACACCGAUGAUGGUAAGCUGAUCAUCCAAUGGUCGGAUGGACAUAAUGGCGUUAUUCCUCUGGACUUUCUGUAUGAACACACCUACUCAGACCUGACCAAUGACUUUAGGCCUUCCUCCACAUUUGAUCAACCAAAGAAAUACCCUACAUUAGAUUUUUCCCAAGUUUCCUCAGGAGAACAAGGAGUUCUACAGUGGCUUAGAGAUCUUAAUGAGUUUGGGUUUUGUGUGCUGAAAAACGUGCCCCAAGAAGAUGGAAUGGUUCAAAAGGCGGCUGAGCUCAUUGCACCAGUUCAACAAACAAUAUAUGGCGUUCAGUUUGACGUGGUCAGUACCCCCAGUCCCAUCAAUGUGGCCUACUCCCCCGUGGGCCUUGAUUUUCACAUGGAUCUCAUUUACUAUGAAUCUGCCCCUGGACUGCAGCUUUUGCACUGUUUGAAGUUUGAUGAGUGUGUUGAAGGAGGGGAGAGCACCCUGUUAGAUCUCUUUUAUGUAGCAGAGGUGUUCAGAAAAUCCAAUCCACAGGAAUUUCAUGUUCUCACUCAAAUACCAACCACAUUCCAGAAAAUCCACUACCAAAGGGAGAAUCCAGUUCACAUGAUAUAUCAGAAGCCAAUUAUUUCCCUCAAUCAUAGGAAAGAGAUUACAAGCAUAAGUUGGGCACCAUCAUUUGAAGGCCCCUUGUCUGUACGACCAGAGGAUGUUGAACCAUACUACAAAGCAUAUCAUAUUUUUGCUGAGGCAAUAAAAAAUUCAGCCGCAAAGCUGGAAUUCAAAAUGGUGCCAGGUGAUUUACUUUCCUUCAACAACAGGAGAGUUCUUCAUGGGAGAAAUGCAUUUACACUCAAUGGAGGAAUUAGACACUUACAGGGAUGCUAUGUAAACAUUGAUGAAUAUAAGAGCAAGCUUUGUUACCUGUCUAACCACCUGAAUGACAAACGACCGAUCAAGCAUGUUGGGAAUCAGUGCUGGAUGUGAAUACCAUGUGCAAAUCUAUAGGGGGGUCAGGGACUUCCCCUGGAAAAUUCAAACUUCUUUAAUUUACAUAGUUAGGUUACUCAAAAUAGGCAUAAUACCACCCUGCAUGUAUUUGGAGGGAGUUAUGCCCCUUUUGAUCUUAGAAGAUUUUCUUCUGUUAGUACUAUUGUUGGUGCAAUCUCAACUGAAACUGGUCAAAAGAACUUCAUAAAACUUUAUAUUUAAUUAGGACAUUCGCUUUACAUGUGAAUUUUUGUGGGAAAUUCUGAUUCCUUUUUUGGGGAGAGGGAAUAUGUCCUAUUUUUAUGUGAUUAUUUAUUUUUUAAGCAUGCAUCACCAUUCAAAAUGUGUUGGAUUGAAUUUUAAUGGAAUGAAACUAAAUGGGCCAAACUUUCCAUGAUGGCAAAAUCUGCAGUACUGUCAUUUUUAGCUCACCUGAAUUAAAGGCUCAAGUGAGCUUUUCUGAUCAAAAUUUGUAUGUCAUCUUUUUGUUGUAAACUUUUCUUCUUCUCCAAACCUCUGAGCCAAUUUCAACCAGAUUUGGGUGAAGGGAAUUUCAAAUUUUAUUUUUCAGAUGAAAAGCUACACCCUCUUUAAUGGGAAGAUAAUUUAGAAAUAUUAAAAAUUGUUGGUACUGGUAUUUUUCAAAAAUUUUCUAGAAAAAACAUUUGGCCAGAAACUCUGAAACUUGUAUGGAAGAACCGUCAGGUAGCAUAGAAAAUCAGGAUCCAUGUGGGUAGGGAAGGUGCACAGUGUGUGUAUGUGUGUGGUUUUUUUUGGGGGGGGGGGGGGGUUAAAUAAUUGCAUAGGGAUACAAUGUAUAUAGAGAAAAAUCUUGUUAUUAAAAAACUUUUUUGCUGGAAAAUCUGUAACUUUUGUUAAAACAUCCUCAGGUAGUGCAGAUUCAAGUUCGAUUAAAUUGUGAUCCCUGAAGGUAGGGUUUGGCCACAAUUGUGGGUUGGGAGGGUAUUUUUAUGUAGGGAAAAAUAGGGAGAAAUCUUUAAAAAUCUCAUUGUCAACAUUUUUUUAUUUGAUACUCUAAAGAUGGCCUCAAGUUUUUCAUAUCAGUUAAUGUUGCUCAUGUGACUGAUGUGGCCCCUGGGCCUCUUGUUUGUUUUUGAGUGCUAUUAUUUUGUUCAUUGAUUAUAUUGCUUUGUACAGUAAUACAUAGUUACUGUGUUAACACUGGUACAUGUAAUAAGUAUUUAAUGGUUUUAAUACUUUAAUUCGGUUUAGUUUAUGUGUGGGUGUGACACCUAGUACAAUGUUUGGUUAUCUAUACAAGGAAUAAUUUUUCUGUUGUUUUUUUUCUAUACAAGGUAUAGUUGAUACAUUUAAACCUUAUAGAUGCUUUACCUCUACAUAGCUAACUAGUCCAAACUGUCAAAAGGUAACAUUUUGUAUUUUAGUAGAAUUUUAUUAUGAUAUUUGUUGGUCUCAGCUGUUUUAUUAAUACUGUUAGCUAUAAUUAAGUGUUAUUGUGCUUUGUCAAAAUAAAAUUUAUUUUGAAUUA